AUGCUACGCUCGCGCGUUUGCUCUGGCAGGACACCAGUGCGCGGAGUAUCGCGACUCGCAUCACGAGACGCAAGCCUUCGAACUCGAACCGCCUCUAUUGCUUCUGGUUCGCAUGCUAUCCAACUCAAACCUGUGCAAUAUUCAACACGCAAGCGUUUUUCGUCUACCGCUGCGCCGGCCGAGUCAGACUCACCCACUCCCCUCAACCCCGUCGACCGGAUUAAUGCUCUUAUCGAGCGGAUCAAUGAGAAUGACGAUCAUAUGGCCGGAUUAAUGGAAGAGCUUGAGGUGCUUGAUGAGGUGGAAGAUAUGGAAGACUUCGAUUACAUGAAGGAAUUCAUGAGCACUCGAGGAGAAUACACUACAGACACAUGGGUGCCCUACGUCCGACAGCAAUUUAGGGAUGCCAUCCCCGAGGGCGUCUUGAACGAGGAGGAGCUCCGGUUGUACACAAGUCUGUACGGCGAACCGGUGAUUCUGGACGAUAUCGAAGAGCCGAUGUUAGCGGAAGACGAGGGCGAUGCCGAUCAGCUUUUCCGCGAGGACGGACAAGGCGGAUGGGAAGAGGUUGAAUACCGGGAGGAUGUGGAGGCUGGCGAUGAAACCCCGUUUGUGUACGAUAUGGAUGCCGCUCCAGAACUGGAGGAGACAAUCGCCAUGCAGCGGACCCGCGAGGUAGCAGAGCAAUUGGGCGGCGAGGUCAUGCUGGAACAGUUUGAGAACGAAGCUGUUCCCGACGCUACGCCUCGUAUGCACCCUCUAACCCAGGGGGGGAAAUUUCAAACGGAUCCAAGGACUGUAUUCUUGCCAAAGAACGCCAUGACUGGUCCAGUAUCUGUCAUUCUCUCCGAGGUCGCCAACAAGCAUGUUGCCGAGACUGCUCGUCGUCUGUUCGGUGGGCCGGGACUGCCUCAUUCUACUACGGUUGCACCUCCAUCUGCAGGUCUUCCACAGCUUCCCAUCCCUCUUCAUGCUUCACAAAGUCAGAUGAGUGGCAUGGAGGCAAACGCUUAUCUAUCUGUGUUAUACCCUGGUAUCUAUGCUUCAACACUGAGCGUCCUCACUGAAGUCCGGAAACGACUUGGAACAGAAUGGCUUCGCAACCUUAUUACACAAGAAGGUGGCCCGAAUGUUCUUGAUGCCAGUGGUGCUGGUGCCGGUAUUCUAGCCUGGCGGGAUGUCAUCCGUGCCGAGUAUGAGGUUAUGGUACCUGAUCACCCCAAGGAAGCACCUGUACCAUACGGAAGGUCUGCAGUACUAACAGGCUCCGAUGCACUCCGGCUCCGUGCCAGUGCACUGCUUGAAAACACCACCUUCCUUCCCCGUCUGCCAGACUAUCUCCAUGUGCGCGAUGCGCCAACGCUCGACGACUCUCGACCAGCUCCCAAGCGUAAGCAGUAUGAUGUCAUCAUCGCUCCUCACUCUCUCCUCGGCUUUGAAGAAGAUUUCGAGCGCAAGGAGCAUGUGGAGAAACUAUGGUCCCUUCUCAACCCCGAUGGCGGUGUGCUCAUUCUGCUGGAGAAGGGUCGCCAAAAGGGCUUUGAGGCCAUUUCAGGUGCCCGUGAAAUGCUCCUCAAGCGAUAUAUUGCCAGCCCAGGAUCGGAGGAGUACACGAACACAAUCGAAUCACCAAACAGUUCCGCUACCACUAAGAAGGAGACGGGGAUGAUCAUUGCUCCCUGCACGAACCACUCCACUUGUCCCAUGCACAACCCUGCAGGGCCUAUCCCCGGCCGCAGAGACUACUGUGCCUUUGAGCAGCGAUACAUCCGACCGGACUUCCUGCAGCGCAUCAUGGGAGCAAAGGACCAUAAUCACGAGGAUGUCAAGUUUAGCUACCUGGCCGUGCAGCGCGGUGUGGAUCUACGCCAGGAGCAUGGGAUCCAACAGAGCAAAGAAGCCACGGAUGCCGCAUUUGAAGGCUUCGAGGAGAUCGACGAAGCAGAUCCAGAAUCCCAAGCCAAAUUUCACCACCUGUCUCUGCCUCGUAUGGUCUUCCCACCUCUGAAACGCCAGGGUCAUGUCAUCAUGGACCUUUGCACCCCUGCUGGCAAGAUCGAGCGUUGGACUGUCCCACGUUCCUUUAGUCGCCAGGCGUACCGCGAUGCUCGCAAAUCGCACUGGGGUGAUCUCUGGGCGCUGGGCGCCAAGACCAGCAUCCCACGACACCUGAAGUUGUACGAUAAGAGGGGUGAAGGCAAGAAAGAGCGCCUUGCUCGCCGUGCUGCUACUAAGGCGGCACAGCAGGAGGAAGAGGAUUUCACUGGUGAGAAUAAUGCUGGAGAGGAAGAAGUUGAGUUUGAUGACGAGGAACGGGUUCGUGCGGAUCCUCUUCAGGCGCCGAAGCGCAAGAGAGGGCAGAACAUCCCAAGCUGGAAGAAGCAUAAUGAUAAGAAAAAGAUGCGUCAGGCAGAGAGGAGGCAGUCUGCUGAGUGA
Messenger RNA from Penicillium chermesinum, 2436 nucleotides. RefSeq names its product tRNA methyltransferase RSM22. The record is from RefSeq and is a predicted model, not a curated record. Gene Ontology annotation, molecular function: methyltransferase activity; structural constituent of ribosome. NCBI's taxonomy places the organism in Eukaryota, Fungi, Ascomycota, Eurotiomycetes, Eurotiales, Aspergillaceae. The coding region runs from base 1 to 2436 and encodes 811 amino acids. Gene Ontology annotation, biological process: translation. The transcript has a single exon. Gene Ontology annotation, cellular component: mitochondrial small ribosomal subunit.